AUGGUGGCCUCUGUCACAGGACAACAAGGUUUCCAGAAUGGUUACAACUACGCCAAACCUUCGACACCGGCCCCGUUCACAGGCUACAACUACCCAAAACCCUCGAAACCCUUCAACGAGGGCUACACCUACACCACACCACAAUGUCCACUCGUCCUGCCGAGCACCAGCACUGUCACCGACUACCAGACCAUCGUAUCGACCUCGUUCCUUACGCAAACCCAAACAUUGCCUCCUCUAACGAGCACCCGAUUCGAGACUUCCUACGUGACACUGCCUCCAGUCGUACAGACUCUGACGGACACUACGACCGCGUACGUAACGUUCACCUCGACGGAUUUCGUGGUGUCCACGACGACGGAAAUUCAGCCCACAACUGUCACCUCUCUGCUGACUACGACCUACUGCCAGCCGAACACGUAUCUGCCACCACCGACGCCACCACCAAAUACUUACCUUCCGGUGGAUCCACCCUCCAAGGAGUACCUCCCACAGCUCCCAUCCGCACCGCAAUCGAACUCCGCCGGAUCAUCCGUAGUCCGGCAACCCAACCAGGGUGCGUUCAUCUCCACCUUCGUCCAGCAGCAGUCCGGACCGAUCAAGCGUGCGUCUGGUGGUGAUCCUGCACGACUUCCGCUCUCCGAUGAACGGCUCGAAUCCAACGAAGUGAUCCCAGACAACGGAGAUCAGCUUUCCCAGCCGGCCAUUAACAUCAUCUACGUCGAUCGGCAAUCUGCGGCCAGUGGCCAACCACCGUCGGAUCUGAUGAACUGGAUACUGUGCAAAUUUAACCUCUCGAGUGGCACGUGCUCGGACAAGUGA
This is a messenger RNA of Anopheles nili, 822 nucleotides long. Its product is annotated as mucin-2-like. The record is from RefSeq and is a predicted model, not a curated record. The transcript has a single exon. Lineage: Eukaryota; Metazoa; Arthropoda; Insecta; Diptera; Culicidae. The coding region runs from base 1 to 822 and encodes 273 amino acids.